Lecanosticta acicola is the source of this 2530-nucleotide messenger RNA. Lineage: Eukaryota; Fungi; Ascomycota; Dothideomycetes; Mycosphaerellales; Mycosphaerellaceae. The record is from the annotation of a GenBank genome assembly.
AUGCGCCUCCCCUUCACCCUCCUCUCCCUAGCCGCUUGUGUCCUCGCCCCGAUUGCGCAAGCCAGCUCCACGACGCGCAACCCGCUCUCCGCACUCUCCGAUGUCCAAAAUGCGACGAUUCACACCCAUAACCACCGUCUGACAGCGCUAUCCCAUUUCGACCUCAGUUUUAUCCUCCGGAACGAUGUCUGGGUGAAAUUACGGCUGGAACCGAAUCACGACAUUCUGGGCGAGGACACGACGGUCACGUAUCUGAAAUCCGACGGGAGUCUGGACAGAAGGGAAGGAGUAGAUCGGUUGGGGCAUAAGGUGUACAAGGGAACGGCGUGGGUGCAGAGGCCUAGCAUUGGGCCGUCAAAAUGGCAACGGGUGGGUUGGGCGAGAGUAUUCGUGGCUCGGGAUGGCAAGGAUCCUGUCUUCGAGGGCGCGUUUUCGGUGAAUCAUGAUCACCACCAUAUCCAGACUACGACCAACUACAGACGGACGAAACAUGCGUUGGAUCCGGAGGUGGAGGAUGGCGAAGAGUAUAUGGUCCUCUGGCGGGAUUCGGAUAUCAUGCCGGAUGACUUGGAUCACCACGAAUUGCGACGGGAUAUGGAUCGAGGUAUUGGGUCUUGCUUGUCGGACCAGCUGAUGUUCAAUACCCGGCAUGACCACCCGGUCUACAUGGCGAUGACCAAGCGCGACGAGAGGUCUUAUGGCUUCAUGGAUUUCUCCAACGUCUUCAGGCGGCAAAUCGAUUCGACUACCGGGGGCAACAGUGCUGGUGGAAACCUGGUCGCUAGCAUCGGACAGUCGAAAGGAUGCCCGACUGCUCGAAAGGUCGCCUUGGUCGGUGCUGCGGCGGAUUGCAAUUACAUGUCGGAGUUCAACUCCAGCCAGGCGGCGAGAGAAAACAUCAUCAACCAAUUCAAUACCGCCUCGGCGAUUUGGGAGAACACCUUCAACAUCUCGCUUGGUCUGCAGAACCUCACCGUCAUGGACGCCAGUUGCCCUGGAACACCUGCUACUGCUACGGAAUGGAAUCAGGCUUGCUCACCUUCCGUCGAUAUUCAGGCUAGACUCAAUCUCUUUUCAGCGUGGCGCGGCAACCAACAAGACAACAACAGCCACUGGACCCUCUUGAGUACUUGCAACACCGGGUCCGCCGUGGGAUUGGCUUGGCUUGGGCAAGCAUGUGUACAGAACGCCAUCACCACCAACCAAAGUGUCACCGGAAACGGUGCAUCCACUGGCAGUGGCUCUGAGACAGUCGCAGGCGCGAAUGUCAUCAUGAGAACUGCGGGUGCCAACGAAUGGCAGAUCAUUGCGCAUGAGACCGGACACACCUACGGCGCCGUUCAUGAUUGCGAUUCUCAGACCUGCGCAGAUUCGCAGACUGUUGCCGCGCAGCAAUGCUGUCCGCUCAGUUCGAGCGCUUGCAACGCUGAUGGCCAGUACAUCAUGAACCCGUCGACCUCACAGGGCGUGAAACAAUUCAGUCCAUGCUCCGUGGGCAACAUUUGCAGUGCUCUAGAGCGCAACUCUGUCAACAGCCGGUGCUUGACGGACAAUCGUCAAGUCACUACCAUCAGUGGUCAGCAGUGCGGUAACGGCAUUGUCGAGCCUGGUGAGGAGUGCGACUGCGGUGGAGAGCAAGGAUGCGGCAAUCAGACCUGCUGCGACCCGAAAACUUGCAAGUUCACCCAAGGGGCUGUCUGCGACGACGCGAAUGAGGACUGCUGCCAUGGCUGUCAGUUCGCCUCGAAUGGCACCGUCUGUCGUGCCAGCACAGGGCAGUGCGAUCCGGAAGAGACCUGCUCCGGCACGACAGCUAUGUGUCCUCAGGAUCAAACGAAGCCGAACGGGGAGAGCUGCGGUAAUGGGUUGCAGUGUGCUUCCGGACAGUGCACGAGUCGAGACCAGCAGUGCAAGUCCGUCAUGGGAUCUUACACGCAGGGCAACGACACGUAUGCUUGCGACAGCUCUGGAUGCGCUAUCAGCUGCGCCAGCCCGGAGUUCGGUACUGGAGUCUGCUAUGGAUUGCAGCAGAAUUUCUUGGAUGGAACCGUUUGUGGUGGAGGAGGUCGCUGCCUAAACGUAAGUACUUCUAUCUUGCGUGUUCUUGGAUGAAGCACGGCACUGACAUGUCAUACAGGGACAAUGCAAAGGCUCCACCGCCGGCGGCCAGAUCAAAUCCUGGAUCGACGACCACAAGGCCAUCGUCAUCGGCAUCUGUUCCGCUAUUGGAGGGCUCCUCUUAUUCUCCCUCCUCAGCUGGCUCUUCCGCAACUGCGGACGUGGUCGUCGCGGUGCCAAACGCGUGCCAUCGCCGCCGAUGCCGCCGCCUGGUGGCUGGCAAGGAUGGAAUGGAAAUCCGCAAGGCCAGCCGUUGAUGCAACAGCAACAAGGCAACUUUUACGCGCAACAUCCCAGUCAAGGAUGGGCGGGUCAUGGCGGUGGCGGCGGCGGCGGGCAAGAUGCGUGGGCGACGCCUGCUGUCCCUCCUCCUGCGUAUCCCGUGGGAGGGAGCAGUGUGCGGUAUGCAUAG